GUUGUGGUGGCGGUGUUUGUUGUUUGCCUGUUGGGGUCAUUGGAGAUCGCGCCCCGUCACGAGCCUUUCUUAUUUCUCUCCCUUCCCUCCCUAUCUUUUUCUUAUUGUUAUUGUUGUUAUUAUUAUUAUUAUUAUUAUUUUCUUACCAACUCUCUCUCUCGCUGCCUCUGCAACUGCAACUCUCAGAGCGUAGUGAAAAUCCAAGCACAGCUCGUCCAAUCUCCAAUGCCCAGAUUCAUCGUCUUCUUCAACCAUUGAAUCCCUCCUUCCUCCGUUGGUUUCCGACUCCCCCAGCCCCCAGGAACUCCCACUUCUUCCAAUACCCAUAUCCAAAAUCGUGCCUGCUGAUUCAACUAUGAAGCGCGACCGCCGCAACCCACUUCCUCCGCCGCACCAGGGCAAUUUCUGCGGCGGCGCUAUUGGCAGUUCAUCCGGCGGAGGCUACUCCGUGACCUCCUCCAGUGCCAAAGGCAAGAUUUGGGAUGAGACCGAACAGGACGCCGGAGAUGAUGAGCUACUGGCCGUGUUGGGUUACAAGGUGAAGGCCACCGACAUGGCCGAAGUUGCCCAGAAGCUCGAACAGCUCGAAGAAGUGAUGGGCCAUGCUCAGGAAGAUGGGCUAUCUCACCUCGCUUCCGACACAGUACACUACAACCCAUCUGAUCUAUUUUCGUGGCUCGAAUCCAUGAUCUCCGAGCUCAAGCCUCUUCCCAAUUUCGACGCUUCUUCCUCCUCCUCCCUUCCGCCGAUUGACGAUCCCUUUCUCGCUCCGGCUGAAUCCUCCAGGUCCAGGGGGGCCACAUUCCAACAAGAUCGUCGAGUAUUCGACGAGUCUUCAUCGGAUUACGAUCUGAAAGCUAUUCCAGGGAAAGCCUGCAUCUAUCCCCAAACUCAGCCUCCCCCCAGCAAACGCCUCAAACCCUCGUCCCAAUCGUCUUCCUCAACUGCCGCGUCCCCGCAAGUUGACAUUUGGAGCCUUCCGAACGAUUCUGCUCCGACGGGUUCGGGUUCCGUUGAGCCAACUCGUCCUGUGGUCCUGGUCGACUCUCAGGAGAACGGCAUCAGACUGGUGCACGCGCUCAUGGCCUGCGCCGAGGCCGUCCAACAAGACAAUCUGAAGCUCGCCGAUGCUCUAGUCAAGAAAAUCGGCUUCCUCGCCGUGUCCCAGGCCGGAGCGAUGCGAAAGGUCGCCACCUACUUCGCUGAGGCUCUCGCCCGCCGAAUCUAUCGAUUGUACCCGGAGAAUCCCCAGGACUCGGCCUUCUCCGACCUGCUCCAAAUGCAUUUCUACGAGAGCUGUCCCUACCUGAAAUUCGCUCACUUCACGGCAAAUCAAGCCAUCCUUGAGGCUUUUGCGAGCAAGAGGCACGUUCACGUUAUCGAUUUCAGCAUGAAACAGGGGAUGCAGUGGCCGGCACUGAUGCAGGCGCUGGCCCUCCGGCCCGGCGGCCCGCCUACUUUCCGGUUAACGGGAAUUGGGCCGCCGUCGCACGACAACACGGACCAUUUGCAAGAAGUUGGGUGGAAACUGGCUCAGUUGGCGGAGUCGAUCCACGUGAAGUUCGAGUACAGAGGAUUUGUGGCCAACAGCCUGGCGGAUCUGGAUGCGUCAAUGCUGGAUCUUCGAGAGGGAGAGGCGGUGGCGGUGAAUUCGGUGUUCGAGUUGCAUCGAUUGUUGGGUCGUACUGGGGCGAUGGAGAAGGUGUUAUUGGCGGUGAAGGAGAUGAAGCCGGAAAUAUUGACGGUGGUGGAGCAGGAGGCCAACCACAACGGAGGGGUGUUCUUGGAGCGAUUCACGGAAUCGCUGCAUUACUAUUCGACGAUGUUCGACUCGUUAGAGGGGGGCGGCGGGGGGGUAACGAACCAGGAUAAGGUGAUGUCGGAGAUAUACUUGGGGCGGCAGAUAUGCAACGUGGUGGCAUGCGAGGGGGCGGAGCGGGUGGAGCGCCAUGAGAGCCUGGGGCAGUGGCGAGGACGGUUGGGGGCGGCGGGGUUCGAAGCGGUUCACCUGGGCUCCAACGCUUUCAAUCAGGCGAGCAUGCUGCUGGCGCUGUUCAACGGCGGGGAGGGCUACCGGGUGGAAGAGAACGGGGGGUGCCUCAUGCUGGGCUGGCAUACACGCCCCCUCAUCGCUACCUCGGCCUGGAGACCGAGCAGCAGCCAGAUCCAGACCCACCAGAGGUGAUGAGCAAGCCCAACCCAUUAGCAGCAGCCGCCCACCUCCGCCAAACAAACCUGGUGCCAGUGGAAGAAUUGCAACGUGCAGUGCAGCUGAGUUGUGGUGGAUUUAGUGAGAGUGAGACCCUACCAUUUUGCAAAGUGGCUUCUUCACUCUUGCUGCUUUUUUUUUUUUUUUUUUCUUCUUCCUCACUUCCCCCACCUUUUAUUUACCGCCCACCCCUUUGUUUAGGUAAAAAAAUUCCUAUUAUGGUUUUGUUUAUCUUGUUUUUUUUUUUUUUAUGGUUUUGAUUGGGAUGGAACGUUGUAAUUGGUUUUUUUUGAGGUUGAAUCGAUCUGACAUGGUCGAUGUGUAUUUUGCUAUAUGUAGCUGUUGCCUUGUUGGAGAGAGAGAGAGAGAGAGAGAGAGAGAGAGAGAGAGAGAUUGAUUGUACCUCUAGGCAUAGGGGGAGGACGACGAUGACUAGACUUUUUGGGAGAAUUUGAAGAAGCAGUGAAUUUUUUUUUUUUCGUGGGUUUUUGUUAUUGUAUGAAAAAUAGUGGAAAUUGAUAUGA
Diospyros lotus (date-plum) is the source of this 2733-nucleotide messenger RNA. RefSeq names its product DELLA protein GAI1-like. The coding region runs from base 356 to 2185 and encodes 609 amino acids. The transcript has a single exon. The record is from RefSeq and is a predicted model, not a curated record. Gene Ontology annotation, biological process: hyperosmotic salinity response; regulation of reactive oxygen species metabolic process; negative regulation of gibberellic acid mediated signaling pathway. NCBI's taxonomy places the organism in Eukaryota, Viridiplantae, Streptophyta, Magnoliopsida, Ericales, Ebenaceae. Gene Ontology annotation, molecular function: sequence-specific DNA binding; DNA-binding transcription factor activity. Gene Ontology annotation, cellular component: nucleus.